Molecule: messenger RNA, 1914 nt
Organism: Zingiber officinale
Lineage: Eukaryota; Viridiplantae; Streptophyta; Magnoliopsida; Zingiberales; Zingiberaceae
Product: AT-hook motif nuclear-localized protein 27-like
Exons: 2
Coding region: 773-1654 (293 amino acids)
Biological process (GO): vegetative to reproductive phase transition of meristem
Cellular component (GO): nucleus
Molecular function (GO): minor groove of adenine-thymine-rich DNA binding; DNA-binding transcription factor activity
Source: RefSeq, a predicted model, not a curated record
GUUUAAUUUCAUAACAUAUAACAUGUAUGGAAUUAUGCAUAUAGAACAAUUAACUAGUAGAGGAGUAUUUGCAGGCUCUGGGAAAUGGUCCUGCUGUCCACGCAGGCACAAUUAAGCUUCACUGUCAGGUAGCCAGAGGGACAAGUAGCCAGCAUUAGUGGUCAAAAGUAACAGAUGAGCCCAGAGGGGCUUUGCUUGGCUAAUUGCCUUUCAAGCUUUAAUCCAUUGUUUUGUUUUGUUUUGUUUAAGAUCAAACUGUAGACACUGAUUAAGCCCCUCAUUAUUUAAUACAGUGUGUUACCCAGACAGUGAAUUAUUAUAAUAUAGAGCAUACGCUAAUGCUGCUAAAAGCGCAUCUUUAUUCCAGUGUUAUUUUUUUGGCUUCUCUUCUUCUCGGCAGGGCCAAAGUCUUCCUUCUCCCUUGUGCAUCAUCAUCAUCAGGCAGCAGAAUCGGCAGGAGGAGGAGCAGGAACCGGCAGCAUGUUUGAUUCAGAUCUUGGGAGGUGGCUUUUGUAGACAACUCGAGUUGUUGUUUUUUUGUGCUGGAAGGUGAUUUUAUCUUGUGAAAAAGAUGGUAUCUUUAGCAGCUUUUGCUGGCGCAGGGAAGAGAUAAGGCUUUCCCCUGGUGCUAGGAAUCGAUAAAGAGGCAGGGGAUUGUGAAUCGAAAAGCUCUCAACUUUGGAGGAGGAGGAGGAGGAGGAAGAGGAGAGGAGAGGAGAUCGCGGAGCAUAAGCUGGCAAACAAGUGGUGGGAGCGAGUCGAUGUGCCUGGGAUGGCCGGGAUGGAGGCCGGCGCCCAGGGCGGGGGCGGAGGAGGCCCUUCGCGCUACUUCCACCACCUGCUGCGGCCGCCGCCGCCGCCGUCGACGCACGUACCGCCGCAGGAUUCCGGUCUCUCCCCGGAGAAAAGCCCCAAGCCUUCCCGCGAGGAGCACGGGGAGCAGCCGCUAUCUGACUCUUCGCCGGCCGGCACGUCGGGUGGGUCCGCUCGGCGGGCGCGCGGCAGGCCGCCGGGGUCCAAGAACAAGCCGAAGCCGCCGAUUAUCGUCACGCGCGACUCCCCCAACGCGCUCCGCUCGCACGUGCUCGAGGUCGCCGCCGGCGCCGACGUCUUCGAGUGCGUCUCCGAGUACGCUCGCCGGCGCGGCCGCGGCAUCUCGGUCCUCAGCGGCGUCGGCUCCGUCACCAACGUGGCGCUCCGCCAGCCGGGGGCCUCGCCGCCGGGGAGCGUGGUGGCCACUCUGCGCGGCCGGUUCGAGAUCCUCUCCCUGACGGGCACCGUCCUGCCGCCGCCGGCGCCGCCAGGCGCCGGCGGCCUCUCCAUCUUCCUGGCCGGAGGCCAGGGUCAGGUCAUCGGCGGCAGCGUGGCCGGGCCGCUCGUGGCCACGGCGCCGGUAGUCCUCAUGGUCGCCUCGUUUGCCAAUGCGGUCUACGAGCGGCUGCCGCUGGAGGGCGGCGAAGAGGAGGAGGAGGCCGCCGCCGCCGCCGCGCCACCAGGCCAGCAGCCCGCCGUGUCGCAGUCUUCCGGCGUCACGGGAGGCUGCGAAGGCGGCGGAAGCAGCGGCGUCCCGUUCUAUAACUUGGGCGGCGGCUACCAGCUCCCAAGCGACGCCUUCGGAUGGGGCACUACCGGCGGAGUCCGACCACCAUUUUAGUCAACUCUAAUUUCCUUCUCCAGUGGAUUUGCCUUCUCCCUCUUCCUCUACUAAUCAUUAAUCACACUGGAUCUGCCUUCUUCCCGGAGGAGCUCUCAAAUCGCCAUUAAAAACAGCAAGCUCAACCCAUACCAAUCAGACCAGGUGCGCAAUGGAUUCAUUGUAUCUUCUUCUCCCGCUUUCCUUUGAACUGAACUGAAGAAUGUCAAUCAAGAAUCCAUCUUUAUUUUAUAUUUUUCUAGUCAUGCAUUUUAUUUAAA